This is a messenger RNA of Pygoscelis adeliae (Adelie penguin), 1709 nucleotides long. RefSeq names its product sorting nexin 11 (gene SNX11). The record is from RefSeq and is a predicted model, not a curated record. The transcript is spliced from 6 exons. Gene Ontology annotation, molecular function: phosphatidylinositol binding. NCBI's taxonomy places the organism in Eukaryota, Metazoa, Chordata, Aves, Sphenisciformes, Spheniscidae. Gene Ontology annotation, biological process: intracellular protein transport. Bases 69 to 731 code for a protein of 220 amino acids.
UGUUGAUAUUGUCUUACUAAAUCCUUUUUUCUCUGUACAGAUGUUUCCCGCUGGGCUCUGGCUCUAGGAUGUUGGAGAACCGAGAAGAAGAGCUGACCACGGUGCGUGUUCAGGACCCCCGGGUGCAGAACGAAGGCUCCUGGAACUCCUAUGUGGAUUAUAAAAUCUUCCUCCAUACCAACAGCAAGGCCUUUACUGCCAAGACCUCAUGCGUGCGGCGCCGGUACCGUGAAUUCGUGUGGCUGAGGAGGCAGCUCCAGAAGAAUGCUGGCUUGGUGCCAGUCCCAGAGCUGCCCGGGAAAUCCACCUUCUUCGUGGGCAGCACGGAUGAGUUCAUCGAGAAGCGGAGACAGGGGCUGCAGCAGUUCCUGGAGAAGGUUGUGCAGAACGUGGUCCUCCUCUCCGACAGCCGGCUGCACCUUUUCCUGCAGAGCCAGCUCUCGGUACCCGAGAUAGAGGCGUGCGUGCAAGGCCAGGGCUCGCAGACAGUGACGGAAGCCAUCCUGCACUACGCCAUGUCCAACUGCGGCUGGGUGCAGGAGGAAGAGAGCCGCCCCGCGCUGCUGCCGGGAGGGGACCUGCAUGGCAGCUGUGCCGGCCUGGGAAGCCCGCAGGGUCCGAGCUGCCUGGAGACCUUCCCGCACUGGAGCGACUUCGGCAUGGACGACACCCACUCGGACGGUCCGGAUGAGCCAGCUGAGCCCUUGGGCGGGCGGCGUGAGGUGCAGUAAACUGCUCUAGCGACCUCGCCUGCCUUCCCCGGGACCUGCAGCCCUCGCUGGAAGAGGGACCGCCGCUGAGCCGGAGGGACGUCCAGGCUGGCGGGACUGGGGCUGCCCUGGGAACAUGGCCUUGUCCUGGGCUCUGCGGUGUCCGGGGCUCACGUGUUCUCUCCCUGCUGACUCUUGACUGUCCUUGAUGUCCCAGGCAGUGUGUUCGUAUCGCUCUUCUCUUUGGAGGAGAGAUCUAGUGGUUAGUGAAACCUGUGUUUGUUGUUCCCAUGGCCUUUGCUCUCUGACUGGAGCAGUAGCAGUUAGGUGGCAGUGCCAGCGAGGCUCUGUGUUCUUGGCACGUCCCUGACCCGGCGCAGGGUGGGAUACGCUGCCUCACGUCCGGCACGACGGAGGAAGGCUUUCCUUGGUGGAGCUGGAGGCUGGGAGCAGGGGCUGGCCGCUGCCCAGCAGGGUCUCUUCGGUUUAGCGUUCCCCUCUGUGCUGCAAGCAGGGGAGGCUGCAUUUCCCUGGUAGUGGCUGCGCUGUGCGGCUCCUGGGGAGGGUGGUCUCAGCUGCGUGGAGCCGGAGCCCACACCUGGGGCCUCCUGGCAGAGCUCGCCCCGCAGGUUGCCUGCAGCUGGGACGAACAGAGAUGAGCUUCCCCCUGGGAGCGUGGGGCUGGGGAACGAGUCGGUGGGGAGGUAGAGGGGGGCAGUUUGUCUCCCCUGCCCUUUUGAAGGGCUGCCCCUUCCAGAUGGGCUCCUUCCUUGCACACGGAUUGCCAUGCACAGGGCGGAACGGGGGGGCGCCUCACAGCCAGGAUCUAGUUUGCUUGGAAAAAAGGAGCAUGUAGCUGCCUCGGAGUCCGGCAGCGCUUGGGCUCCGGCUACUCCUGACGCUGCUCCCCGUGCUCUCCUGCACCUUUUCCUCCCACCCUCAGCACUGGUGAAGGCAGAGCCGAGGUGCUCUGACUUGAAAUAAAAAUGAAAUAGAAGA